This is a messenger RNA of Onychomys torridus (southern grasshopper mouse), 5345 nucleotides long. RefSeq names its product tRNA methyltransferase 9B (putative) (gene Trmt9b). The transcript is spliced from 7 exons. The record is from RefSeq and is a predicted model, not a curated record. Gene Ontology annotation, cellular component: nucleus; cytoplasm. Bases 774 to 2126 code for a protein of 450 amino acids. Lineage: Eukaryota; Metazoa; Chordata; Mammalia; Rodentia; Cricetidae. Gene Ontology annotation, molecular function: S-adenosylmethionine-dependent methyltransferase activity; tRNA binding. Gene Ontology annotation, biological process: tRNA wobble uridine modification.
GCGCUUGGGGCUAGCCAGGUGUACCCGCCCUGCGUCUCUCGGGCUUAGGAACGGACCAGCCACCAGAGACUGGAGAGGAGCGAGGCAAGGGACAGGAAGGUCAUCCCGAUCCCAGCCUCGCUCCCCUGGCACGUCUGGGCUCGGCGAUUGCAGGGGACCAGACAGCUCGGCCACACUGCCUGGGCUCCGCCGCGCGCCCGCGCCGCACCGAGCCGACUCGGAGGCGCCGCCGCGAGCUUGCGGGCGCAGCCUAAGAAGAGGCCGACGUGUGGAAGUUGCAUUCUGGACAGCCCCGGCUGUGAUGCUGAAGAGCUCCGAGCCAGCGCUCGGCCGAGCCUCCCGCCGGGAUCCCGGGCAGAGACCGCCCCCCGACCCGGCCGCUGACAUUUAGUCUGCACUGCUCAAGGGCGGCCGGCGUCUCUGCUGCCCCAGUUGCGGCCCCUCUGCACCUCUAGGAGGGACUGGGGUCGUGGCGGGCUGCCCACACACACACCGGGGAUCUGCAAGCCUGGGGCCUGGAUUCCCAUCAGAGACUCACACUGACUGGUGGGGCCUGUGAAGGGCAAAGGAUGGCAGUCACUGACGUCACUCCGGCUCCUUUUGUGUAUAUUCCCUACUGAGAGUGAGAAUCACUUGUCCCUCUCUGAGGAAGGAAACUGCCUGCCGCGAUUUACCAAGACAAGAAGUAAUCCUCUGUGAUCACAAGAUGAUUCAGGUGCUAUCCUUGCCAAUCAGGACAGGCUGCUGGACUAGCAAGCCGCAAGGAUCCAACCAUGUCCAUGAUGGAUCCUGCAGCUGCCCAGCUGGAGAAGCAGCAUGUGCAUGAUGUGUAUGAGAGCACAGCCCCCUACUUCAGUGACCUGCAGAACAAAGCUUGGCCACGAGUCCGCCAAUUCCUGCAGGACCAGAAGCCAGGCAGCCUCAUUGCUGACAUUGGUUGUGGAACUGGGAAGUAUCUUAAAGUGAAUAGCCAAGUGCAUACCCUGGGCUGUGACUACUGUGGGCCUCUGGUAGAGAUUGCCCGGAAUAGAGGGGGUGAAGUCAUGGUAUGUGACAACCUUAAUCUCCCCUUUAGAGACCAGGGCUUCGAUGCUAUCAUCUCCAUAGGAGUCAUACAUCAUUUUUCUACAAGACAAAGAAGAAUUCGAGCAAUAAAGGAAAUGGCCAGGGUCUUAGCUCCUGGAGGCCAACUGAUGAUUUACGUUUGGGCGAUGGAACAGAAGAAUCGACACUUCGAGAAGCAGGAUGUGCUGGUGCCAUGGAACCGUGCUCUCUGCUCCCGGCGGCUCUCAGAAUCCCACCAGUCCUGGGGGCAUCCGUGUGGGCAUCCCAUGAGCCAAGGCCACCAGGGCCCUGGCUCCGCGUGCGGCUGCGCAGUGUGUUUUCAGGGCAGGUGCGAUUCCAAGCGGUCCCACAGCAUGGACGACGGGCCUGCAAUGGCAAGAACCUGCUGUGAAGAUGUUUCGAAGGAAGGCGAGGAAGCGAAUGGAUUGUAUAACAAUUUUGGAAAAUCUUUCCGCGCCUGGUUUUUCUCCAGGUCUUUGGAUGAAUCAACCCUGAGGAAGCAAACUCAAAGAACCAGACCCAUGAAAAUCACGGAGGGCUGGGCCAAUAGCACUGUGUCCCGUCAGCCUUCCAGACACCCCAGCUUAGACUUACAUCCUCAGGAGACGGUUUCAACAAAAGAACCAAAUUUAGAUGAGGUGUUUGGAGACACAUCUUUUCAAAGACACUUGGGCUGGCUGGAAGCACCGGGCACUUCAGAGAACUUCAGUGGAUACCGGGGAGGAGAGGGCAGGAGGAAGGAGGGCAGCGAUUUUCUGGACAUGGCUGACACCAGAGACAGUGUGGCUGCAGACAACGUCAUUGAUCCUUCUGCCAGAAAAAUAUUAAGGAGAGUUUCUGCAUUCGACCCUACAGAUUCCAAACCAGAAGGCCCAAGCUACACAGAGGAGCAGCAGGAUGCUCCGGAUUCCAGGGCCUUCAUGCGCUACUACCAUGUGUUCCGGGAAGGUGAGCUGUCCGGACUACUGCAGGAGAGUGUGUCUGAGCUGCAAGUUCUGAGUGCCGGCAAUGACCAUGGUAACUGGUGCAUCAUCGCAGAGAAAAGGGAGAGCGAGGAAUAACUACACCACUUGGGUCAGGUGGCCCAUUAUCUGUCCACUGGGGUUGAUGUGGGCACCUGAAUCAGCAUCCUGUUUCAUUGUUUUCAAAUCCAGGUACGAGAUAGUUCUUGGACACUUUGACCUGAUCCUCUGAGCAGUUGAGUAAGCACAGAACCUGGAGCUUACUGGAUCCACCACAGGAAAUGUCUGCUGAAAUAUCAAUAAAAGGAUCUGAGGAAGCAAUAGAAAAUGUACUUCAGUACAGGCUUGGUAUUAUUGCUCCCAGAGAUGAAAAUAUUAUAAUAAGUAUAUGUUGAGUGUCAGUAUUAUCUUUUGGUUUUUAAAUAUUCUACUGUUAAAUAUCUUUUAGAAGGAGUUUUUUAAUAUAUAUAAACUACGCUGGUUCUCAGGGCAUUACUUAGAUCUGCGUGAAAGGUAACAAGGACACCUGUUUGGCUGCUGGAUUGCAUUUGUUGAGGCUUGCUGUGGGGAUGUCUUGUUUUCAGGCUUUGCAUCUAUCUACUCCAAGCCUUCAGAGAUGUUCAUACGGUGCAGAGAAACACAAGUAUUGCCCAGACUUUCUAAAUCACAUGCAAACGUCCUUCAGGAUGAUCAUUGUAAAUAAUACCGUCUUCUGUGUUGCUCCAAAGGUUUUUAAAGGCACUGUUAGCAGAGGGUGUGGCUUUGUCUUUGAGCAGGCAGCUGACAUGCAUGCCCAAGAAUCAGCAUCCAUGCACACACAGAUAGAGGAAAAAGAAUAAGAACACUGUUAGUAUGCAGAGACCAUUACAUGGGUGGGAGAUGUUAUCAGUCUUCUGGUGGCAUUUCCCCCAAAGAUAUUAGAAGCAUAAAUAUCCUACUGAGAUAGUGCCAAAAUUAACCAAAGAGUUUUUGACUAGGAAGUGCUUGUCUGAGAUAUCUGAGAGUCUAAUUAGACCAGUUUUACUUUGGCUGUGAGGGGAGAUUUGAAGAGUCCUGUGUAUUUAGCCUUGGUGGACACAUAACUGGGGUUUGUUGCAUGCCCAGGCAUUUACUCUUAAAGGUGACCACAUUAGAUUUAUUGUACCAAUGAUCUAGACAGAAUCAAAACUUACUUACAGGUUGAAUUUCUGGUACUCUAUAGAGCAGUGAUUAGACUGGGCACUAUUGCUGCUUUUAUUUAGAUUUAACCUCAGGUCUGUUUAAUUCUACGUCAUGGAUCCCCAAGGAACAGUUUAUGACAUAAGUAGGGACCAGACUUGAGAGAAACAAAAAAUAAGUUAGCCAAGGAAUACGGUUCCAGAUCACCCUUUAAUAAGCAGAAAAUCCAAUAGUCAUCAUACUUUCUGGACCAAUAUAAUAAUGGAUAUUGGAUUAAAAUCCAAUCUUCAUUUUAUUUUUUUUCCACUACAAUAUUAACAAAAAUUGUAAUGGAUCACAUUUAUUUGGUGUUUACCCUCUUCAGGGAUUUUGCUAGAACUGAACGGAACAAAGCCACUUUGGAAGAAAAUUCAAAGAUGGUUUCAAAGCGGUAUUGGGGAAAUCACUGAGGCUCUUCAUGCUCCAAAGUCAGAUGGCCUCACCCAUGAUGUGGAAGUGGUACAUGGGAUUUGCACUUUUCAAUGCAUGUUUUGUACAGGCAACAAUGACAAUAGACAUGGGGUUAAGGUAGAACGCAGAAUUUAAGGGAGUGUGCCUUCCGUUUUUUCAAAUUAAAACAUUAAACUGCAUGGACAGGUGGCUUCCUGGGAGAAACGGUAACUCCAAACUAGUACUGGUGACCACUUGUGGUCACCUCCCCACCCCAGGUCUGAUGUCAUUACCCUCAUUAGUCUUUGUUGCUAGACACCUGAGCUUGACAUCACCUCUCUCUGGUUGGAACAUGCCACUUAAAGGUCAUUAUAUGGAACUCAGUGCAUUAGGGCGUGACAGGGUGGCUUGCCAGCUAAUGUGUCUGAGCGAGCUCAUAAAAUAAACAUACACGCCACUUUGUAGUAAAAGGCCUUUGGAAUGGUUAUUGGGAGAGAGAGAUUUUCAUGCAACGUUGACAGAGCUGUAAACAUGAAUAAUAGCAAUCUUGUCUGUAAAGCACAAGAAUUCUAUGCACCCAGAUGUUAUAUUGUAUAUUCAGCAAAACUAGUGAGUGGGUACCACUCUUGGGGGGGGGGGGGGGAGGGGGUUCCUUGUGAAAAGCACUAUUACAUUCAAUUUUUGCCUUUUGAUGAUAAAAAGCCAUUGCAAACUCAUGUAAAUAUCUUGACCGUGCAAAAGCUUACUCAUCUUCAUGGCCAUCCUCAGAGAGAAACACAAGUCAUAAAUGAGUCUAACUGGAGACAGUGUGUGUCCAUCAGCCUUAAGCAGCUUGUGUGUAGAUUCCACUGAUCUGCCUGACAUGAUCUGCAAACCUUCUCCACUGCUCAUAGGCAAGAUGAUAUUUUCCUAGUUCCUCCCUGAUGUCAGCACAGAGUCCCCCUGUCUGACAUGGAAGAGAAAGUUCAGGGAAGUUCUUAGAGAAUCCUUAAAGGUAAGACUAGUGGUGCCUCACUGGCUUGCAAGGGAACUUGGUGUAAACAGACAAAUGCCUUGACAUAGACAGAAGAUGCAAUCAAGGUGAUAUUUUCCCAGAAGCCAAGGGAUGGGUUAGUUUCUCUGGGUUAUUAGGUUUUGGAGGGUUUUUGUUGUAUGGUUUUGUUUCGUUUGCUUAUUGGCAGAGUGAAAAAAUUGGACCGGUGUGCUGUGGUAACUACAGACCAGCUGUACACAACACUGUCAGGUGGAUUUGGUCCUUCCCUCUUACUGUACGUCCCCGUAUGCUCCAUCACUCAUUCCUGUUUCUAGUUUUCCCCAUCUUCUCCAUCCUGAUCCUAGAUACCAAAGAUGCCUGUGUGUUUAACUGACCUUCACUGGAGUUGGCAGAAAUGGAAGGCAGGCCAGAUGGGAAAGUAUCCAAAUGUAAAUCAGGAAUGUGAAUGUACUUGUAUACUACUUGCCACCAGACAAAUGAACAUUGGUGGGUCUUUCAAAUAUGUAGGCUCCCAGGAGAACAGAAAAUGGAACUCUAGUUGUACCUGGUAUGGGAGAAAUGCCUUAAAAUGAGGUGUGAGGGGCUGGAGGUGUGGCUUAGUGACUUAGGGUGCUUGCUGUUCCUGCAGAGGACCUGAGAUUGGUUCCUAGUACCCAGGUUGGGCAGCUCAUAAAUGCCUCUUCGGGACUCCAAGGGCACCUGCAGUCACACUCACAACACACACACACACACACACA